AGGCAGAGAACUGGGCAUCAGAAGCAGCAGCCCUCUUCCCGGCAGACGGCACGUGCUCUCUGCUGCUGCUGCUGAAGAAGCAGAUUCAAAGAUGAAAGUGAAGCUUCUUCAGUCCUACGUAAUGGACCUGAGUGACCAGAAUGAAGUCUUAGUGCAAGCAAUGGAAGAGCUGGAGAGAGAAGCUGCCUGGAAGGUGACCACGCUGGAGGCAGAGCUUCAGGAGUACGUUGCCAGGGUAACGGAGUGUAAGCAGGAGAACAGUACCUUGCAGAUCACAAAGGCAAAUCUGCAGAAAGAAAUUUCACGCCCGUCCCUGGCUCAGCGCCCGGUGCCAACAGAACACCUUUCAGGAUCCGCAGCAACGCAGACAACCAACUCUUCAUCAGGGCGAGGGAUGGAGCAAGAGGACCUGGGAGCUCAGGUGGCCUCCAAAGGGCAGCUCAUCCAUCAGUUAAGUGUCCAGCGGAGGGAGGCGGCUCGCAGCCAGGAGGAGGCCAAAGCUGAGGUUCUGGAGAAAGAAGCCAAGAUCCAGGAGCUGCAGCAGAUCAUCACGGGCCUUCACCAGGAAAUUUCCCUGAAGGACUUGGAGGCAGCAAGCGAAAUGCAAGAGAAGCACCUGUUGGAGACCAAGAUCCAGUCCCUGCAGCAGAUGGUGAGCAGCGCCUUGGCACCGUGUUGUCCUGAGAGCCAGCUCUCCUGCUCCCAGGCCAGCGAGCUCCUCAAGGCAGAGCUGGAACGCCGAGAUGCAAAAAUCCGGAGCCUCCAGAGCCAGCUCUUGCUCCAGCAGGACAAAGGGGAUGGCCUCGCAGCCGAGCUGGAUGCUCAAGAGCAGAGGAUCUAUCAACUGCAGACCAAGCAGAGGGAGAGGCAGGCAGAACUGGAGCAGAAGCACAGCGAGAUCCAGCAGCUCGAACAAGAUGUGGAGGCCAGCCGUCAGCUACAGGAUGAGUCUCAGAGGCAGCUUGCGGAGUGUAAUGUACGCCUGGCUCAGGUGGAAGGAGAGAAUGAGGCCCUCAGAGCCCACCAGCGAGAGCAGCUGCUGGAGGUGGAGGAUUGGGUGGCCAGCCUGAAGAGCAGUGAGCGUGCCAGGGAGUGCCUCUCCCAUGAGGCAGCAGUGUGCGAGCGGGAGGAGCAGGCGGCAGAGCAGGCGUUGCUGCGGCAAAGAGCGGCCGGGCUGCAGGACGAGCUGCGGAAGAAAGAGGCCGCAAUGCACAGGCUGCAGACAGAGCUGCAGGAUGCCAGCCGGCUGGUGCAAGAAGCAAAGGCCCAGCUGGCCGGAGCAGAGGCAGAAGUGGUCUCCACGAGGAGCAAAUGCAGCGCAGCAUUGAGAGAGCACGUCAGUCUUCAUUAAAUCAGAGAGCAGCGAGAAAGGAUUCGCUUUUGUCCCAGCCAGAACGCGGCAGCUGUUUAAUUUCAAUUAACA
Messenger RNA from Alligator sinensis (Chinese alligator), 1423 nucleotides. Its product is annotated as putative ciliary rootlet coiled-coil protein 2. The transcript is spliced from 13 exons. Gene Ontology annotation, biological process: spermatogenesis. The record is from RefSeq and is a predicted model, not a curated record. Bases 92 to 1351 code for a protein of 419 amino acids. NCBI's taxonomy places the organism in Eukaryota, Metazoa, Chordata, Crocodylia, Alligatoridae.